UUUUUUCCCAGGGUUUCCGUACUUCCCCGGAUUUCCGGUGAGCUUCGGCUGGGUAAGGGUUUCCCUGCGCCUUGCGUCUAUCUUUAGCCUUCCUCUGUUUACCUUGUUUCUUUUUUACUUUCUGUAUGUUUUUGCCCAAUUUCUUCGCUUUUUCUGAUCCACUGUGUUAUUAAUCUUCCUAUGCCCCAUUGCCGAAUAUAAAUAUAUGGACAAGAUCCGCCGUCCAGGAGAAUUAUUCCUCAUCAUCAUCAACUCAAUUGCAUAGCAUAGCCACCACAACACACCACAACAAACCACAAACUACCAUAUCACAUUACUUCUCUUACUCUUAACUCUUAACACGACUAUAAUCUCUAAUAAUAUUCCCCUAAUUCUAAUACCCUUAAUCCCACAAUCAAAAUGCACUUCCACACCACAACUUGGGCCACAGCCUUGACCACCCUCCUCACCCUGACCACCGCUCUCCCAACCACCCUCACCACCCGCGACGACACGCAAUGCAAACCCGGAACAGCCUUCUACGUCUGCCAAAUCAACAAUUUCCGCGGCUGCUGCAGCAUCGACCCCUGCGCCCUCGAAUCCGGCUGUCCCGACACCACCCCAACGCCAUCUCCGUCCCCAACGCCAUCUCCAACUCCCUCCUGCCCAGCCGGCAAAUCAGAAAUCUACCUACCAAAAAUGCAAACCUACCUCUCAGACUCUGAGAACCCGGUCUCCGAACAGAACAUAAACCUCACCAAGUCCGCAGACAAAGAAUGGUCCCAAACAAUGACCUUCUCAGUACCCUCGGGCGCAAAAUCCUGCACUCUAAUGUGGGGUGUGCUGGAGGAGCGCAACUUCAAGGCUGGAGAUAAUGCGCUGGUGCGGGUGUGGCAGGGAGCCAAGGCGGAGGGGGAUAGCAUUGGGGCUGCGGAUUUUACGAAUUGGCCCGGUGUGAGCGGGGCGCAUGAGCAUACCGUGGGGCUGGCGGAGUGCAAGGAAGAGAUGGUUUUUAGGGCGAGGUUGGAGAAGGAGAGUGAGGUUUUCUUGGAGCAGGAUGGGGAGACGGGGUGGUAUCUUCAGUAUGAGUGUUAGGGUUGGGUUGGGUUGGACGGGUGGUGAUUGGUGGUGGGGUUUGCGAGGGGGCUGGGAAGGGGGUUGGUGUGGAGGAGUUGUUUUUUCCCCUCUCGACCCUUCGGGGCGGUUUUCUUUUUUCUUUAAUUUCUUUAAUUUGCUGAUUUGUUUGCUUUGUGCUUCUUUCUUAUAGAUAAUUUGUCUUAUUUUUGUAUAUUGUUGGUUUUUUGUCUAUAGUUGGCUAAUGUUUAGGUCAUGAAUAUGUAGAUUAAUGUGGAUAUGUAGUUUGAUCUGGUAUGGUACACAGUAUCGUGUGAUUCAAGUAAAUACUGCAAUAUAUGUCGUAGGCCUUCUAGAAUUUGCACAGGCCUGCUGGUUUCUAAGAGUCAUGCCAUACAAAGUCCUCGAACGGCGUAGACUAAAUAGAGUUACAGAAAAGAUGGAU
Aspergillus alliaceus is the source of this 1498-nucleotide messenger RNA. RefSeq lists its product as uncharacterized. The coding region runs from base 400 to 1074 and encodes 224 amino acids. Lineage: Eukaryota; Fungi; Ascomycota; Eurotiomycetes; Eurotiales; Aspergillaceae. The transcript has a single exon. The record is from RefSeq and is a predicted model, not a curated record.